CCUGCACUUCCAUCCCCUUGCUGUACUUCCAUCCCUGCGUUCCAUCCCCUUGCUGUACUCUCCCCAAUCAUCAUCAUCGUUAUCCACAAAAAGCUCAAAACAUGGCUGCCAAAUAGCCACUGGAGGCAUCUCUUCCGGUUUUACUCUUCCUCCUCUUCUGCGCCGCCGUCUACCGCCGAUUCAUCUUGGACCGUCCCUCCGACCUCGUCUUGGACGGCCGGUGCAGCUCUGACGGUGAUCGGGGAUCCUCCACCUCGGACCCCGGGUGUUUGCGGCAGAGUUUGGCGCCUUCCAAAUUGCAAUUCUGCAAAGCAGGUCUUGGAGCAACAUUACUGUUGCAGAUCCGAUUGGCGUGGAUCCUCCUCUGCUUUUCUGCUGCAGAUCCGAUUGGCGUGGAGAAAUAGGAGCAACAUUACUGUUGCAAAAUCUAUAUAUUUUUCAAACUCUAUACAGACAAAUUUUUCUAACUCUACAUGAAUUCUACAAAAAAUCAACCAAAUUCUACAUAGAUUCUACAAAUUUUUCAAAUCCACUAACUUUUUUAAAUCUAAAAAAAUCCUAUAAAAUCCUAAUUGAAUACACCUCCCUUAAUUUACAACAAUAUUAAAAUUGAUACUCUUUUUUUUGUCAUCCCCUACCUUCAUUUGCCACACGAACAUGUAGCCUCCCAGAUUUUCUCGUCUCCCUGUCAGUCACCACCAAACGCCACCACCCCAACAACCACUGACUCCAAUAUCUCACCACCCUCCUUCUACGCGACUACGCCACGACCCCUUUUCUCUCUCAUUUCCUUCUCGCCAUACCCUUUCGUCUUCUGCCAGAUUUUCAGGACUCAACAAGUAUUUCGGAGGUCAUGGAAAAUCAGGCUCACCAGCCGCCGCCUAUUGAAUCCCCGCCGGCGCAAUUGGGAAAUACCGAGAUGUCGUCUGACAUUGCCCAUCUUUCCGAAGACCCGGCAGCCCCCUCGAUCUUUGAUUGGUCUGACUUCCUGGAGUUCAGCCUCGACGAUCAGCUCAAUAUCUCGUUCUAUUCCGACCAGGAUCAGCAAUCGGAUCUACCAUCUCUGGAUGUGCCGACUACGACUUCUGGUGGUGGGGAUUCCGCUUUGAGUCGGGUCAGGAAGAGAGACCCCAGGAUGGUUUGCUCCAACUUUCUGGCUGGACGGAUCCCCUGUGCCUGCCCAGAGAUAGAUGAGCAGCUGGAGGAGGAAGAGCUCGCUACUCUUGGGUCUGCAGGGAAGAAGAAGGCCCGCACGUCCAGAGCUUCUGCUGCAGGACUGUCCACUGCUCUAUGUCAAGUACCUGGCUGUGAGGCCGAUAUUAGUGAGCUCAAAGGCUAUCAUAAGAGACAUCGGGUUUGCCUGCGCUGUGCCAACGCAAAAUCGGUGGUUCUUGAUGGGGAGAGCAAGAGAUAUUGCCAGCAGUGUGGCAAGUUUCAUGUUUUAUUGGACUUUGAUGAAGGUAAGCGUAGUUGUCGAAGGAAACUUGAACGCCAUAACAAUAGACGCAGAAGAAAAUCUGUAGAUCCAAAAAAUUCAUUUGAGAAAGAACCACAACAGGUUUUAGUAGCCGAUGAGGGUGAUUUUGAUGAGGAUUCCAGCAGAGAUGGCACUGGCAUAGAUAGCCAAAUAAUUGAACGAGAAGCAGUCUUGGAAUCUGAAGGGAAGCAAUCGGCACUUUGCUCCACAAUAGGUUCCCAAAGUAUCCACAGUGGUGGCAUUAGAAUUUCUCCAGCUCCCGGUGAAAUACAAAGCAAAAAUGGGAAAGAAAACAAUAAAGACACUCAUUCUCCUCCCUAUUGUGACAAUAGGAGUGCACUUUCUUCUAUCUGCCCUACCGGUCGGAUCUCAUUCAAGCUUUAUGACUGGAACCCUGCUGAGUUCCCACGACGUCUACGUCACCAAAUUUUCCAAUGGUUGGCCAACAUGCCUGUUGAAUUGGAGGGAUAUAUUCGUCCCGGUUGUACAAUUUUGACAGUAUUUAUUGCGAUGCCGCAUUUCAAGUGGAAAAAGUUGUUAGAAGAACCAAUAAUACAGUUGCAAGACCUUGUGCUCUCACCGGGAAAUAUGCUCCUUGGAAGAGGCACCUUUCUUGUUUAUCUGAAUAACAUGGUGUUGCGCAUUGCAAAGGGAGGAACAUCAAUAAUGAAAGUGAAGUUAAAAGGGAAAACUCCAAUGCUCUGCUAUGUGCAUCCCACUUGUUUUGAAGCUGGCAAACCUAUGGAGUUCUAUGUAUGUGGAAGCAAUCUACUUCAAUCUAAAAUUCGCUUUCUUGUAUCAUUUUCUGGGAAGUAUUUGGCAAAUGAUUUUUGCAUUUCAUCGUGUUGUAAGAUUGAACGGGAUUCUUGUAGUUUAGACCAUCAGUUGUUGAAGGUCAAUGUUCCUCAAGUCAAUGCAGAUCUAUUUGGCCCAGCAUUUAUUGAGGUUGAAAAUGAGUCUGGCUUGUCAAACUUUGUUCCUGUUCUCAUUGCAAGCAAAGACAUAUGUUCAGAAAUGGGGAGGUUGCUAGCACAGUUUAAUACUUCUCUUCAACCCAAGGUUGCAAAAUUUGCUUCAGGCUGCCCUUCAUGUGAGCAUUCUGAUUUAAGAGAUUCAAAUAUAUCAGAUUUUAUGCUUGAUGUGGCAUGGUUAAUACGGGAGCCUACGGUAGAAGAAACUACUCAACUGUUGACUUCUAAUCGGAUGCAAAGAUUCAGAAGGCUAUUAAACCUUUUGAUAGAAAACGAGUCAACUUCAAUACUACAAAGAGCUCUGACACACAUCAAAGUAGUGAUGGACAGCAGUGCAGUAGUUGCUAAUGUUACUGAUCCUGAAAUAAACACUUUUCGUGCUACUUUAGAUGGCACCGAAGCAAUCCUUUCUCAAAGACUUAAGGGUGGAGAUAUUCUUAUGGGGAAUUCUACAAAGGCGGGGACAUCCUUAGCUUAUCUAUACGAAGACAAAAUGCAACAUGUAAUUCCAGUUAUGGAAAAGGGUGUGGAAAACAACGCUUGCAAUACAGAAUCAAGAUUGACAUUUCCAGACUAUAAUAAUAGCUCUACCGAUCCAUUGUUAAACAUCACUGCGAGUGUGAAACUCAACAAAGAGCGGCAGUCUUGUAGCCUUUUAUUUGAAAAGAAGCUUCUUGCUACUCGUCGUCCCCUUGUGUUUGCAGUCUCUGCUAUUGCUGUUUGUUUUGGAGUAUGUGCGAUUAUUCUUCACCCCGGUCCAGUGGGUGAAUUCACUGCAUCUAUCAGGAGGUGCCUGUUUGACAGUCCAUAGUUUUGAUUUGAUUUAUACACCGCCAGGUCUGUGCUUCUUGAUGCCCCUGCCAGGUCUGUGCUUCUUGAUUACCUAAUGUACCAUAUAAACCAUUCGCUGAAAAAUUUGAUUCUUUUCUUAAAAGUUUGUGUACAUAUUUGCUUAAGUUUUGUUGGGUUUUAAAGUCUUACAACAAGUUUUUUGCUGUAAACCUUGAGACUGUGGGUCUUUCUCCGUCUGUUUUACGGUUCGUGUGCACUCGACUAAUCUCUGUUCGCUCCAGGAGGCAUGAGAGCUGGCCAAGGGGAAACAAGUUUAAUAAUACUAUAUAGUAUAAUCAUAUUUGUAUUAAAAUUAAAUGUUUAGAUAUAGUUUCUAGUGUGUAAAAAAGACGGAUAAAAGACAUUAGUGUAUUGU
Messenger RNA from Cuscuta campestris, 3655 nucleotides. The record is from the annotation of a GenBank genome assembly. NCBI's taxonomy places the organism in Eukaryota, Viridiplantae, Streptophyta, Magnoliopsida, Solanales, Convolvulaceae.